AUGGUAAAAAAGCGGCAGAUCUUCACCAGCGCGUUGGACAGGUUGAAGAAGGAGCAUGAGUACUACGUUGAGGAGAGGAAAGAUGUACAAAAUAAGAUUAAGAGAUACAAUGGUGGUGACGAAUACGAAAUUAGAUUGUUAAAUGAGAUGUUCCAGGAAGUUGAGCAGACCAUAUCGUGUGUUGAGUCAAGUAUCCAGGAGUAUAUUUCGAAACUAGAGAAGCUAGAUAAGAACGAGCAGCAUGCUGAGAAAAGUUAUGGUUUAUAAAGAGUAAAGUACUGUUCAUUUCCC
Molecule: messenger RNA, 291 nt
Organism: Vavraia culicis subsp. floridensis
Lineage: Eukaryota; Fungi; Microsporidia; Pleistophoridae
Exons: 1
Coding region: 1-267 (88 amino acids)
Biological process (GO): tubulin complex assembly; post-chaperonin tubulin folding pathway
Molecular function (GO): beta-tubulin binding
Source: RefSeq, a predicted model, not a curated record